UUUUGUCUGCAGCAUGGCCUCCUCGGGGAAUCCUUGUUUUUGGAACGAAUUUGAAUUAAAAAAGCCACCGUUGGUGACACUGCAAGUGGAGAACACUGGAUUCGCCAAGCAUGUCUAUGUGGAUAUCAACAGGUUCCUCUUGCAACAGUGCGGAGAGAAGGAGACGAAGGAGUUCGACGAGACGGCGGCGUUAAUUGGACGACUAAUGGCCCGCCGGAAAAACUCGUUUCGAAAUGUUCCUGGCUUCCGUACUGUCUGCAAACUAAACGCGGCUCUGUGUCGGUUGUUACGUUUGGAUUUGGCCAGGGAUCUGGAACAGUUCCGAGGCACUCUGCCGGAUGUAUGUGAUGGGGAUUCUGACGGGGUCUUGCCCACGCGCAGCAGCUUCCAGUUCAUUCUGGUGCGGCUUCUCAGCUUCUAUCAUCUCCACGAACGAAUCCGGGAAUGCUGCAUCAGCGCAGCCACGUAUUUCACCCAGCUCCUGCGGAAUAACUUCUUUAUGGAUUUUGUCACCCUGUUGCUGGCAGCCAUUGCCAAGAUCAAUAAGCUGAGCACCCUUCAGGCGAGCCACAGUGCCGAUCUCUACAACAGAUUAUGGCCACAAGUCCCCAAUUUUCCGCAAGUGGAAAAGCACCGAUUUCUAAUGGAUAAUCAGGAUUUACCUGCAAAAUUGAGCUCACCUGUGAGUACCAAGGAGGUAACAUCACCCACCCCUGCUCCUGUUCUAAUGAAACCAAAAGAAGUCGUGACCAGAGUGGAAAGAGCCAAGUCCGAUGUGGGUACAGUGAUAGCCCGGAAGGAACCAAGUAAUACUUUAAGAUCUGCGAAGCCUAAAUUCAAUGCAGCUGAAGUCCUGGCCACUGUUGAGGAUGCCCAGCGCUUUAUUGCCCGCGAAACCAAGGCCAGGAAUCAGAAUCCUCCGCCAGAGAGCUGCCUGACAAUGAGGAUCUCCAAGCAUGAGUGGCUUGCGGCCCAGACCCUUUUUCAGCGUAAAUUAGGCAAAGAUCCAGCCAAGGCUUUAAGUAUAUUUCGCAAGUUUAUUAUAAGCAAAAUAAAGUAGAG
Messenger RNA from Drosophila serrata, 1062 nucleotides. RefSeq lists its product as uncharacterized. Gene Ontology annotation, cellular component: nucleus. Gene Ontology annotation, biological process: positive regulation of Notch signaling pathway. Lineage: Eukaryota; Metazoa; Arthropoda; Insecta; Diptera; Drosophilidae. The record is from RefSeq and is a predicted model, not a curated record.